AAGAUGACUGAUAAAACAGCAAUGUUAACUGAAGUGACAUAUGCUGAAAUCAGAUUUGCAGAAAAUACAGACACAAAUGUUCCACCAAAUGAUCAAAAGAAGCUGGAAAAUAACUCAGAAGUAAAGACGGAAGGAUUGAUCUCCCACUUCAAUAUUACAAUUGCUCUGGCUGUUGCCGUGUGCAUCUUGAUGAUAACACUCAUUGGAAUUGCAAUAGCAUAUGCGUCUUGUGCAAAACAAUUAAAGUGGAUGGAAAUACAAUUGGAUAAAGUAGCUACAUCAUCAGGUGUAAAAAAUAUCAAUAAAGUGAGGCAACGUGACAUUUGUGCAAAAGACUGGACAACAUGUAAUGAGAGCUGUUACUUUUUCUCUAAAGAAAAGAAAUCUUUUGACACCAGUAAACAACUUUGUGAAGACAUAAAUGCAACAUUAAUUGUUUUUGAAGAUGUCAAGGAACAGGAAAUUGUGAGAUGUAGCAAUAAGGAAAAUCUGUUUUAUUGGAUUGGUCUAACUAAAAAUGAGAGCAGUGAAAUGUGGAACUGGAUAAAUAACUUGCCUUAUCAUAACCUGAGUUUAUUUAAUAAUUCCAAUCACACAGGCAAGAACUGUGCCUCUAUAUCCCAGGCGAAAUGGUAUGCAGAAGAUUGCAGUCAACCAAAGUACUGGAUCUGUGAGAAGAAAGCUUUGUGAAGUAGAGAAUACAAAUGAAAUCACCAGCCAUCUCAGAAAAUUCAUAUAUUGUGAGAUGAUAGCAAGAGUUUACUUAUUUGAACAUCUUCUUAGUUAUUUAAAGAAAAUGAAUGUUAAACAAUUUGUAAUGCUAACUCAGAGGUAUGUUUAACAUAUAAUGUUGAUGCUUUGUUACCAACUGCAUUUACACUAUAUAUAAAAAAUAGCAAAAAUGAAAAUGGAUAUAUUUUUUUUUUGGCUUACAAUAUUUUUUUUCUGAUAUGAUAUUUUGUACUGUAUACUCAAGCCACCUAAAUAAUUUGUGCACUAGUAAUGCAACUUGUUAACCUUAUUAUUGAGAAACUGUAAUUUUUUUAUGUUUGCUUUCCAGAUUAAGAUCAAAUGUUUUUCUAAAAUGGUGAAAUAAAAAUGUUAAUUUCCUUGAUCUUCUUCUGCUUAUAUUAAAGUAAGAUAGGUGAAGAUUGGGAUGCCUAGAAGAUAAGUACAUUUAAAAUAAAUGGAUGAACCAAAAGAUACUCUGUCUUUAAUGAGCUCUUAUAUUAUAUGACUUACCUUCUUUUUUAUGUAAAUUUUAUAGUUUCAUUGUGAUGUAACAUUUCAUUUAGUGAUUUAUUUUAAUCCCUAAUGUUUUUAAAGAAACUGGUGUUCAAUCAUUUUGACAAUGAUUAAACUUAGGAAUAGAAAUUUUGUGGUUGGAACAUACAAGUAUAUUAUUGUAUAAAUUAUAUUUUUAUAAAUGCAUAGUACAAUAAAAUGAAAGCUCUAGUUUCUUGAGUAAAUGCAGAUUAGGCAUAUCUCACAUCAUUUAUGUGUAUAAA
Molecule: messenger RNA, 1508 nt
Organism: Erpetoichthys calabaricus (reedfish)
Lineage: Eukaryota; Metazoa; Chordata; Cladistia; Polypteriformes; Polypteridae
Product: CD209 antigen-like protein C
Exons: 6
Coding region: 4-690 (228 amino acids)
Source: RefSeq, a predicted model, not a curated record